This is a messenger RNA of Cicer arietinum (chickpea), 366 nucleotides long. Lineage: Eukaryota; Viridiplantae; Streptophyta; Magnoliopsida; Fabales; Fabaceae. The record is from RefSeq and is a predicted model, not a curated record.
AUGGAAAUUAAGUCAGAAUAUCAUAGAAGUGAAUACAUAACAAGUCCCGAAACGAAUUAUUAUGAGUCUAAAUGGAAUCUCAAGCAUGGUAAACUUGUUUGGAGGAUUUUGAAGCAGAAUAUCCACGCUUCAUGUUCCUUCCGAUUCCGAAUUGCUCUUAACGUCAAAGGGCUCGAAUAUGAGUACAAAGCUGUCAAUCUGUUGAAAGGAGAACAAUCUCAUCCUGAGUUUCUCCAGCUCAACCCUAUUGGUUUUGUUCCCGUUCUCGUCGAUGGUCCUGCUGUAAUUUUUGACUCUUUCACUAUUAUUAAGGUCACUCUCAAUCCUUUCUUUUACUUUUCCAAUUAUUGAAAUUGUUUGAUCAUA